Vollenhovia emeryi is the source of this 1581-nucleotide messenger RNA. RefSeq names its product putative odorant receptor 71a. Gene Ontology annotation, cellular component: plasma membrane. The transcript is spliced from 6 exons. Gene Ontology annotation, biological process: sensory perception of smell; detection of chemical stimulus involved in sensory perception of smell. NCBI's taxonomy places the organism in Eukaryota, Metazoa, Arthropoda, Insecta, Hymenoptera, Formicidae. Gene Ontology annotation, molecular function: odorant binding; olfactory receptor activity. Bases 296 to 1456 code for a protein of 386 amino acids. The record is from RefSeq and is a predicted model, not a curated record.
AGUAAAUGUCUCGACGACUACAUGUCGAUUUUUUAAUGACCGUUAUUAAUGAUACAGUAGUUAUGAAGUUGAAGCCUGUACAAGCGUACAUAGUCUAUCGUAAGACAUGCUCGGGUCACUUAAAUAAAAUUGGUUGUCUUUCACGGUAGUACAACACGUUGUAUCUAUAAUACUUGUUAUCUAAUUCUUCUACCAAUAGUAGCAGAUAAAGUUGUGAGACGCGAUAUUCUGAGAGAGAAAGAAACUAUUUUUGUGCAUAUAUCGAUAAGUCGCUCGUAAAAAGAAUGACCCAAAGAUGCAAAUGUUUUCUCUAAAUUUUGUUAUUUAUACCAUUAGUGGUAUAUGGCGACCUGUUGAGUGGUCAUCAAAUGGUGCCAAGCUGCUGUAUGGUAUAUUUACGCUUAUUAUAAUAUCUUCUGAAUACUUUAUGACGUUAACCCAAUUUAUGGAUAUAGUUUUUAUUGCUGAUAAUGUCGAUGAUUUUGCCAAUAAUACUUUAAUAUGUCUGAGUGUCUUUGCCAUAUGUUGUAAAACAACUGUCAUUGUGGUACGUCGGAACGGUAUCAUCGCCUUAUUGCAAAUAUUGAUGAAGACACCGUGCAAACCUCGUGAUGAGGACGAAGCAGAAAUACAAAUGAAAUUCGACGUGUUUAUCAGAUCGUGUUUGAUAAAAUACUUAAUUUUGGCGUCAACGUCCCUUACGUGUGUCACAAUAGGAUCAAUUUUAAGUGUUAUGCAGGGUCACCUGCCUUAUCGAGUAUGGUUGCCGUUUGAUUAUGAUGUUCCUUUGGUGUUUUUGAGUAUAUCCGUUCAUCAGAUCUUAACUACAAUUUUUGCGAGUGCAAUAGACAUCAGCACAGAUACCCUAGUUUUUGGAUUGUUUUUGCAAACGUGUGCACAGCUUGAAAUUUUUGAAAGUCGUCUUCACAAAUUAAUAAUUAAUAAAACGGUUAGAUAUCUAGGAGGACAUGCACUCUCUCCGUCGAGUGAAGACAAAAUGAAGAUAUCGGAGUGCAUACAUCAUCAUCUCAGCAUUUACAAAUACGCCAAAACAGUAAAUGUUAUGUUCAACGAAGUGCUCUUCGUUCAAUUUUUUCGAAGUAUACUGGUAUUAUGUACAAGUGUGUAUUACUUGUCACUGCAUAUUAAAGAAAUAUCUACAACUGCGUCUUUCUUAGUGUACACCAUUGUAAUGUUUUUACAAAUCUAUAUUUAUUGCUGGUCUGGAAACGAAGUUAUUCUUAAGAGUAUGAGCGUAGGGGAUGCUAUAUAUCGCAUGGAUUGGCCAUUAUUAUCCGUUACCGAAAGAAAGGAAUUGCUAAUAGUUAUGAUACGAAGCACAAUUCCUAUAAAGUUCACUAGUAGUUUCUUGAUAACUGUGUCCCUUCAAUCUUACAGCAAUCUUUUAAAAACGUCAUACUCAGCAUUUAACGUACUUCAAAACAAUCAAACGUGAACAUGGACACAAUAAAUAUGUAGUUAUUUUUUAUAAAUUAGUUUAUAAUUCGUAAGAUUUCUGUGUUUACUUAUUUCAACCCUGUACUCUUCAUUACAAUUCUUGGAAUACUGAUGCCAAUACAC